UACAAACGUUCUAGUAGCGCCUAAAUACUCUUUCUACGAUCGGACCACAUGGCGUGAACAUGCGCAGAUUGUAUUUGCGCGUGAAAUUUGACUCGUUGUCACGUAUACUUUUAAAUUCGAUUCUUAAUAAACUAAGCGUUUAUUCGUGUUAAUUUACUUGUUAAUUAAAUUCUGUCUAAUUUCGGACCCUAGAGAAUCGCGAUAGUGGAAAUCAUAAAUAGAACAUCACGAUGGGUUCGCUGAAACCGGUGACCCCGACGUGAUCUGUAACCGCCAAAUCUAUUAAGAAUGAAAAAGAAACUCAUAAAUAUAUUAAAAAAGACUUGAACAAACAUCCAGAAGAAAAUAAUGGAAAGUAACUAAUCUCCCAAAGAAGCAUUCGAAAGUUAUCAAUGAACUAUUCAAAAAUCCUCCAAGAAAUGGACGAUGCUUCUCUUCUCCAAAAAACGUUCCCAAAUACAGAAAAUGAAAUAUUAAGCUACAAAAAGCUCAGUAAAGUGUUAAACUUCGGAAGGAUGUAAAAAAACACUCCAAAAGUAUUUAUUACCAUUUAACUUUAUUCGAAGAAAGUAUUAAAAUCAGAAGUAGUUGUUCACUGUAUAUUUGAUUUGAAUUUGAAGAAGGUACAGAAAUCAAAAGUAAAUUGUUCCAUUUGUACAGUGCUCCACAGCCAGUUAAUUAAAAUUAAAAGUGUAUACUAUGCAGUAUAUGUAGCUGAAAAUGAAAAAUUUUAUAUCUGCACGUGAAAUUGAUAUCUCGAUAUCUCAGCUAUUUCUGUUCCUAUUAACAUGUUUCAGGACUUUUUAUACGCGCACGGUGACACUUAACAAUUGGACAAUCGUUAAAAUUAAAUACAACAUGGCUUAAAAGAAUAAAUCGCUAUUAACAUUUUUGGCCGUUUUGAUCAAAGAAAAGAUAUGCAGCUACCGUCUUAACUACUUAGUGCGAGACGCUGCCGCGUCUCACGAUCCCUUUAUAGGAUUCUCGAUGAGUCUCAAUCACACCGUCAGUAUUUCCAAACGAUGCUCAACACACAUUGAGAUAUGUUUUGAACAUAUAUAUUUGUAGUUAAUGUUUUGACAAUUUGAGCAGGAUCUGUCCUAGCCAAUUAUUGCAGCGCCCUGAAUAUUAAUACAAGAAAAUGAGGAAUGUUGGAAACUGAAUGGAAGCUGAUUUUAUCUAACAAAUGUUUAUAUAAUGAUUAAGACAAUGUAUAUCUUGAAUCUUUUAUGCUAGCACUCCAAAAAUUUUCGAAUCAAUGUUUCAUCAAUGGGAAGGAGUUCUUAUCCUUCGAAAAUAAGAUUAACUAUAGCAACGAAGAUAUCGAACAAACCGCGAGGAACAACGAGGUGAUACAAAAAAGAUGACGGAUAAAGGGCAAGACAAGACUGAGGAUAGGAAGAUCGACAAAGGUCAUGCGAGGCGGAAAGAUCACGCGAGGAAUGCGGUAACUUUCGACAAGAUUUGCAAGGAAAUCACUUUACAAGACAAAAUAUUCCAACGUAAUUGGCCUAUAAAAUACGAACACCUAACUGGUGAAUUCUUUAAAAAGGUGCUGGCCGAAGAGUGUAGAAAGGAGGGACUUCCGGCAGACUCCUUCGAACGCAAACCAUCAGAGGAUGCGAUUAAACGCUCGCCGAUUCCACUAAAACCGUCGUCGACUAUUCCCAAAACGACAUCCGGAAUGGUGGGCCUGCGAUCAUUUGGCCCCGAAUACAGUCUCGAAUUCACCGGCCGCUGGUAUAUUUCGCCAAAAUGGACGAUCGAACCACCCGAAGAACCCGGCGAGUUCCGCGUUAGACAACAAAGGUUCAUCUUUCUCGGUUAAAAUUCCAUGAUUGUAAAAGGUACUCCAAUUAUCGGACUAUUGAAAAGUAUUUUUCAUUGCCGUUUUGUAUACUACAUAAGGCAAUUAAACUUUCAUAAAGCCCGUAA
This is a messenger RNA of Megalopta genalis, 1935 nucleotides long. Lineage: Eukaryota; Metazoa; Arthropoda; Insecta; Hymenoptera; Halictidae. The record is from RefSeq and is a predicted model, not a curated record.